Eucalyptus grandis is the source of this 748-nucleotide messenger RNA. RefSeq names its product protein SRC1-like. The transcript is spliced from 3 exons. The record is from RefSeq and is a predicted model, not a curated record. The coding region runs from base 88 to 543 and encodes 151 amino acids. NCBI's taxonomy places the organism in Eukaryota, Viridiplantae, Streptophyta, Magnoliopsida, Myrtales, Myrtaceae.
UCAAGACUGCCUCAUAGUGCCAAGCAAGCACUCAAAACAGCCUGAGAGAACUACACUAAAAGCCCUCACCCUCUUGCUUCAGUUUCCAUGGCCUCCGUCCACUGCUUCAAGGAUGCCGAGAAAACCUACUACCAACAGAGCCAAAACGGCCAUCCCAUGGAACAUAAAAUGAGCCACAGCCAGACCCAGUGCUAUGGCCAGAGCGAGAAACACCUUCCAUCGGGCCAUGGCCACAUGGCUAAAGCUCAUGGUCACCGCAGUGAGCAUGCCAUGGCCAAAACCCAGACUCCCUGCAUGGGCCAGAACAAUGGCCAUUACCUUGGCCAACAUGCCCAGACUCACUGCAUUACUCAAGCUCAUGGCCACAAGAAAGAGAAAUCUGCUUGCCAUGGGAAGUCUAAGAAGAAGGAGGAGCCCAAGAAGAAGGAGGAGCACAAGAAGAAAGAGAAGAACAUGCUCAAGAAGAAAUCCAAGGAAUGCAAAUCUGGUGAUAGCAGCAGCAGCAGCAGCAGCGAGAGUGAGAGCGAUCAUGACCACUGCUGAAAGGUGAAGAUAUAAAAGGUAGACAACCAGGAGGCUUAAGGGAAGCAGCUGUCAGACACCGGAUCAGAAGAAAGUCCCCUGUCAUCCUAUCCUAAAUAAAUAUGGUUGAUAACGUGCCACAACUUGUUAUAGUGCCUUGAUACAAAUCUUACACCUAUAUGGUGUCUUGUACUAAGAAUGCUAAUAAAAAAAUUUGCUUCUGAAA